Messenger RNA from Eucalyptus grandis, 444 nucleotides. Its product is annotated as calcium-dependent protein kinase 28-like. The record is from RefSeq and is a predicted model, not a curated record. NCBI's taxonomy places the organism in Eukaryota, Viridiplantae, Streptophyta, Magnoliopsida, Myrtales, Myrtaceae. The transcript has 4 exons. Gene Ontology annotation, molecular function: calcium ion binding. Bases 1 to 444 code for a protein of 147 amino acids.
AUGAGACAAUUUGUGAAGUACGGUCGACUGAAACAAUUUGCUUUACGGGCACUAGCAAGCACACUCGAUGAAGAGGAACUUGCUGACCUCAAGGAUCAAUUUGCUGCAAUUGAUGUAGAUAAAAAUGGUUCUAUUAGUCUUGAAGAAAUGAAAGAGCUACUCUUCAUGUGCAUCGAAUGGAGGAACAUGACUCAGAGAAGUGGCAGCUGCGGUCACAGGCCACUUUUUGAAAUAUUUGACAUUGAUCGUGAUGGUUAUAUAACCCCAGAAGAACUUCGACUGACAGGUUUGAAAGGCUCCCUCGGUCCUCUGCUAGAGGAAGCCAACGUCGACAAAGAUGGGAAAAUAAGUUUAUCGGAGUUCAGAAGGCUGUUAAGAACUGCAAGCAUGGGCUCUCAAAACUUGCCGAGCCCAUCUGGUUAUUGGAAUUUGAGGAAGAUAUAG